This is a messenger RNA of Coregonus clupeaformis (lake whitefish), 871 nucleotides long. Its product is annotated as macrophage mannose receptor 1-like. The coding region runs from base 190 to 666 and encodes 158 amino acids. The transcript has 3 exons. The record is from RefSeq and is a predicted model, not a curated record. NCBI's taxonomy places the organism in Eukaryota, Metazoa, Chordata, Actinopteri, Salmoniformes, Salmonidae.
CAUCAUACAGGCAAGUUCACUCCACUUUAUUGACCUUAUUUGUCUUGCACUUUGAGCACUGUGUUAAAAACAUAAUCAGCAUUUGCAAAACGUUUACAGAACAAUGUGGAGUCAACUGAAGAAGUGUGGAUCGGCCUGUAUAGAGAGUGGAGGUGGUCCGACCAGAGUGGCUCGACCUUCAGAAACUGGAUGGCAGGCGAGCCAAACGGGGUAGAUGGAGAGUUGUGUGUGGAAGUUCAGUUCCCAUCUGGACAGUGGAAUGAUCACAUUUGUAGCACCGAACAUCCUUUUAUCUGCUAUGAUGAUAAAAUGGUCCUGGUCCCAGAGAACAAGACGUGGUCAGAAGCCCUGUGGCACUGCAGAGACCUGGACAUGGAGCUGGUGUCUGUCCACAACCAGAGCGUCCAGCACUGGGUCCGACAGAGAGCCAAGAAGGCCUCCACUCCCUUCGUCUGGCUGGGCCUGAGGUACACCUGUACCCUGGACUUCUGGUUCUGGGUCACUGGAGAAGAGUCCUGUUACCACAACUGGGCCGACGGGGAGGGCUACAACACUGGCAAGGAGCAGUGUGGGAACACAGGGGCCAUACAGAGAGACGGGGGGCAGUGGUUCGGCAAGCCUGAGACUUACAGAUACAACUUUAUCUGCAGCAAUGACGAUUACUAAAACCAGACCCUGUUCUCUGAACCAGCUGAACCCUACAGCCCAACUCAUUGUUCCAGACCCUGUUCUCUGGACCAGCUGAACCCUACAGCCCAACUCAUUGUUCCAGACCCUGUUCUCUGGACCAACUGAACCCUCAACACAUUGUUCCAGACCCUGUUCUCUGGACCAACUGAACCCUCAACACAUUGUUCCAGACCCUGUUCUC